Messenger RNA from Etheostoma cragini (Arkansas darter), 3327 nucleotides. RefSeq names its product dynein, cytoplasmic 1, intermediate chain 2a-like. NCBI's taxonomy places the organism in Eukaryota, Metazoa, Chordata, Actinopteri, Perciformes, Percidae. The coding region runs from base 227 to 2179 and encodes 650 amino acids. The transcript has 17 exons. Gene Ontology annotation, cellular component: cytoplasmic dynein complex. The record is from RefSeq and is a predicted model, not a curated record. Gene Ontology annotation, molecular function: dynein heavy chain binding; dynein light chain binding. Gene Ontology annotation, biological process: transport along microtubule.
AGCUAACUCCUCCUGCCAGUAGGGGGACUCUUCUUCAACGGUUGUUCUUCUUCGCGUUGGACUAGACUACUGCCUCUCUUCUUCACUCUUACUUUAACUGUCUAUGAUUACUUCACUUCUUCCAGCAUCAUCAAUCUCCACCAUCAUCCCUUCUCUUCAGACCUAACGCAUACAAAACCGGAUUAUAUCCUAAUCUGUCUCCCGAAAACUAACAUCUGAUAUCAGUAUGUCUGACAAGAGUGAGCUGAAGGCUGAACUGGAGAGGAAGAAGCAACGGAUCGCCCAGAUUCGAGAGGAGAAGAAGAGAAAAGAAGAGGAGAAGAAAAAGAAGGAUGGAGACUCGAAGCGUGGCGCUGAGGCGGGGUCCUCAGCUGGUCAUGAAGACUCUGACCUAGAGAGGAAGAGGAGGGAGGCAGAGAUGAUGCUGCAGAGUGUCGGCAUAACCCCUGACAUAGCCCACGCUCAGCCCCUGAGGGUAGUAACAGAAGAUACGUGUCUGUUUCACUACCUAGUCCCCGCCCCCAUGUCUCCCUCCAACAAAUCAGUGGGCAGCGAUGCAGGAAGCCAAGAUUCUGGGGACGGAAACGCAGGACCAAGGACAUUGCAUUGGGAUCCUGACCCCUCUACUCUGCAACUCCACUCCGACUCUGAGCUGAUGGGACGUGGAGCAGUGAGGCUGGGAAUGUCCAAAGUGACCCAGGUGGACUUUGUCCCAAAGGAAAUGGUGUCCUACUCCAAAGAAACACAGACACCCACUACGGAGGCACUGACACACACCGAUCAAAAAGCAGAUGAGGAAGAGGAUGAGGAUACAACUGCUCCCCCAACAGCAGAGGAUACCCAGGAUGAGAAAGAUGAACACGGUGAAGAGCAGGAGGAGGACACUCCCAAAGAGCUGACAGAAGAAGAGAAGCUGCAAGUCCUGCACUCUGAGGAAUUCCUGUCGUUUUUCGAGCGAGGCAGCAGAAUUGUGGAGAGAGCUCUGGCUGAGCAUGUGGACGUCUGCUUCGACUACAGCGGCAGAGAUCUAGAGGAUAAGGAGGGGGAUUUGCAGGCAGGUGCAAAGCUGGUUCUCAACAGACAGUUUGCAGAUGAGCGCUGGACUAAAAACAGAGUGGUUACCUGUCUGGACUGGUCACCUCAGUAUCCAGAGCUGCUGGUGGCUUCAUAUAACAACAACGAGGACGCCCCCCAUGAGCCGGAUGGAGUGGCUCUGGUCUGGAACCUGAAGUACAAGAAGGCCACACCUGAGUACAUCUUCCACUGCCAGUCAGAGGUGAUGUCAGCCGGCUUUGCAAAGUUCCACCCCAACCUGGUAGUGGGUGGGACGUACUCCGGACAGAUUGUCUUAUGGGACAACAGGAGCAACAAGCGCACCCCUGUCCAGAGAACUCCCCUGUCUGCAGCUGCACACACACACCCAGUCUACUGCGUCAACGUGGUCGGAACCCAAAAUGCUAACAACCUGAUCAGCAUUUCCACCGACGGCAAAAUGUGCUCCUGGAGCCUGGACAUGCUCUCCCAGCCACAGGACAGUCUGGAGCUGGUGUUCAAACAGAGCAAAGCGGUGGCCGUCACCUCCAUGGCCUUCCCUCUGGGCGACGUGAACAACUUUGUGGUGGGGAGCGAGGACGGCUCGGUCUACACGGCCUGCCGCCAUGGGAGUAAAGCGGGUAUCACUGAGGUGUUUGAGGGCCACCACGGCCCUGUUACCGGGCUGAGCUGUCACAGUGCCGGAGGACCCGUUGACUUCUCGCAUCUCUUCAUCUCAGCCUCUUUUGACUGGACAGUCAAACUCUGGAGCACUAAGAGUACCCGUCCGUUGUACUCGUUUGAGGACAGUUGUGACUACGUGUAUGAUGCCAUGUGGUCUCCAACACACCCUGCUCUGUUUGCUUGUGUGGACCUAGCUGGACGUCUGGACCUGUGGAACCUCAACAAUGACACAGAAGUUCCCACUGCGAGUGUGUGUGUGGAAGGGGCCUCAGCGCUGAAUCGUGUGAGAUGGGCUCACUCUGGUAAAGAGAUAGCCACCGGAGACUCGGAGGGACAGGUGCAGGUCUACGACGUAGGGGAGCAAAUCUGCGUGCCAAAGGCUGACGAGUGGACGCGCUUCGUCAGGACGCUGGCUGAUAUCAACGAGAACCGAGAUGAAGCUGAGGAACUGGCCAACGUCUGAUGUUACAAACCCUCAUACAUUUCUCUCCAGUACUCUACACCACUUAUAGCACACUACACUACACUACACUACACUGCCUCUCUCUGGCUUCCAGCUUUUUCCACCUACGACAACAUGAAUUGGCCUGAGGAGAUUUGCAGAGCUAGAAUGGAUAGAAAAAGACGGUUUUAGACAAGUUUUAGAUGUGUUUUCAUGUUUCUUUGAGAGUUUUAAAGUACAAUAGUAGGGACAGUGAAUGUCACGUGUAGCAGCAGUAGGACAGAAACCACAGUGAAGUGGUUGAAAGUGUAACUGACAGAGGAAUACAGCGAGGUUGUUUUCACCAUAGAUGUGACUUCUAGCUUUGGUAACAUCCUCAGGGCUCUAGACACUGCUCUUCUCCUGAGGCCUCCAACCAACUCAGCCCUUUUUUAAAUAUGCAAUCCUUUGUACUUGCACCUUUUUUAUUACCAUGAGUGUUUUUUUUUAUGUGUUUUAAGAUUUUCCAGACACGCUUUUGCACAUGGCUGACGAGAAAAAGAAAAGCUGACAUAUUACUAUCAGAUCCUCUUUUGUCCUCAGCUGCACUCGCAUUUGAUGACAUAAAAACCAGCCGACGUGCUCAUACGUGCACACUCGGGGCCUGUGCAGAAGUGUGACAUUUUUACAUUUCAACCACUACGAUAUUUAAUAUUUAUUCUGGUGGUUGCAUUUAUUUAUUUUGUGUAUUGUUUAAAAACAAAUGCUGCUUUGUACUAAAAGCUUGAGUUGUACAUUCCUAAGAUUAGCACUACAAGCUUUUCACCAGGCAAAAUCGGUUCCUAUACUCGCCUCGAAUAUAUUGACACUAGUACAGUUUAGUAGUGAUUUCUGCACCAAAGGUGAUUUUUUUGAUACUCUACCUCUGUAAUGAGAAGUAGAAACAGUUUCCUGACGCGUCCUCUUUAUGGGGAUCUAAAUGACUUUUUAUUAAGGUUUCAAUGGCGGUGUAAAGCUGAGGUUGGAAACUCAUUUUUACCACAGUACAUGAAUUGACUUUCAUUAGUUUACCUUUUCCAUCCAAUAUUUAAUUCCUUCCAGGAUGCAGCAGUCUAACCUCAGCAGGCUGGUAUGAAUUUCAGCUUCAAAUGUUUUCUCUUUAAUGUUUAAGAUGAGCUAUAAAAAAAAAA